Fusarium redolens is the source of this 1087-nucleotide messenger RNA. RefSeq lists its product as uncharacterized. The coding region runs from base 34 to 990 and encodes 318 amino acids. NCBI's taxonomy places the organism in Eukaryota, Fungi, Ascomycota, Sordariomycetes, Hypocreales, Nectriaceae. The record is from RefSeq and is a predicted model, not a curated record. The transcript is spliced from 2 exons.
GUUCGUUCUGGCCAGCCAGCUCGUAGUUGAGACAUGCUGCAAGAACCUGCAGCUCGCUCUGGCAUCACGGAUAUAGUUGGUAUCCCCCUACCCCCCUCGCAAACAAGGCGAGCCAUCAUCUCCUCAAGCUGCCUUCAUGUUUGGUUCGCAAUGAGCUGGCACGACAUUCUUGAUCUUCUGAUGUUCUUGCUGCCGCUGGCACAGCGCCAUCGAAGAUUUAACGAUCUUCUGCUGAUCUCGCUGCCUUUUACACAGUAUCACGCAAAGAUCCUCAACAUCCUGUGGACAUUACUACCUGCAAAGACAAAAUUAACCUCUGGCUAUAUCUUACCCUGGUUCAAACUUAGCCUGGAGCCCCAGAAUCCACUACUUGCUCUCCUGUACAGGCAUUCCAGCGUUCGACUUAUUUUCAAACCUGACGGUGUACUGAUCAGGGUUGAAAUUAAAGUCUUUCGGUACACAGUAAUGAUAUGGUGGAACCUUUUCAACAUAAUUGCAACUAUCCGCAGUUUCUCCUUAUACCCCCUCAUCCAUCUGUCAGCAUGGACCAUGGACGGACUGGUAAGGGCUUUGUCUCUUUUGGCUUUUGACAGCUGGAAGGUCAAGAGCCCAACAUCUAAACAAUGGAAUCCGAUGAAAGUCAAGAAGAAGAAGGCCAAAGGAGAGAAAGACGUCAUCAACACCAGCGACGACGAAAGCCUGCCUCUUCAUUGUCAGGCGAACCAAACUGGUCCUGGAAUUGGGAGAGCUAGCAGAGCCAUCUCACGGUGGUCCCUUGAAGUCCGACAGCUUCCUGGUUACUUUAUAAAGGCGUGCAAGCGAUUUUCAGUCAACGACAAGACAUUCCCUGACGAGCACCAGGCUCGUCGGCCCGGAGUUCUGGUGAAUCCCUUGACAAGUCGUGGAAAGGCCCACGAAGCUACUUAUAAGGGCUUGCCUAUUCCACAGCAGGACCAAGGAUCCAGUGCAGGUGGCACUAUAACAUUAUAAAGGAUUACUUAGUAGGACGGAGGCCAGAAAUAUGCAAAUAUACACGUUGCCAUGGCUUGCAUUGUUUUAUCAGGCCACAAUGGCUGUGUAGGUCUUG